CCGCGCCGGCCGGCAUCGCCGCGGCGGGCAGCGCGGCGGAGGGUGCUGCUAGCGCCGGAGGGAGUGGCGGAGCCCCGCCGCGGGCUGCGCGAGGAUGCUGUCCUACAGCGUGUUGGACGCCAAUGUGGUGGACGUGGAGAAGCGGAGGAACCCGUCGAAGCACUACGUCUAUAUCAUCAAUGUAACAUGGUCUGAUUUGACUUCCCAGAUCAUCUACCGCAGAUACAGCAAGUUCUUCGACCUGCAGAUGCAGCUUCUGGACAAGUUCCCUAUUGAAGGAGGUCAGAAAGACCCCAAGCAAAGAAUCAUCCCUUUUCUACCAGGCAAGAUCCUGUUCCGGAGGAGCCAUGUCCGAGACGUAGCCGUGAAGAGACUGAAGCCCAUCGACGAAUACUGCAGGGCGCUGGUUCGACUUCCUCCUCACAUUUCACAGUGCGAUGAAGUCUUCAGGUUCUUUGAGGCUCGUCCAGAAGACCUUAACCCUCCAAAAGAGGACUAUGGUUCUUCAAAGAGAAAAUCAGUUUGGAUGUCCAGUUUGUCUGAGACUCCAAAAAAGAGUGUUGCUCAAGGUGCUGAUGCUAGCUCUGAACCCAUGAUCCUGGAGCAAUAUGUGGUGGUGUCCAACUAUGAGAAGCAGGAGAACUCUGAGAUCAGCCUCCAGGCUGGAGAGGUCGUGGAUGUCAUCGAGAAAAACGAAAGUGGCUGGUGGUUUGUGAGCACAGCAGAGGAGCAGGGCUGGGUCCCUGCUACGUACCUGGAAUCACAAAAUGGAACCAGAGAUGACUCUGACCUCAAUACAUCCAAACUUGGGGAAGUUUCUAAGAGACGCAAGGCUCACCUGAGACGCCUGGACCGGCGAUGGACACUGGGCGGGAUAGUCAACAGGCAGCAGAGUCGAGAAGAGAAGUAUGUCACUAUCCAGCCGUACGCCAGCCAAGGGAAGGAUGAGAUUGGCUUUGAAAAAGGGGUCACCGUGGAGGUCAUCCAGAAGAACCUGGAAGGAUGGUGGUACAUAAGGUAUCUGGGCAAAGAGGGCUGGGCCCCAGCAUCAUAUCUGAAGAAGGCUAAAGAUGAUCUUCCAUCCAGGAAAAAGAACUUAACUGGACCAGUGGAAAUCAUAGGAAACAUAAUGGAGAUCAGUAACCUGCUGAACAAGAAAUCAUCAACUGACAAGGAGACUCAAGCAGAAAACGACACUGCAGAAACCCAUAUCACCAAGAAGGAAAUCAGUUUGCCCAUCCUGUGCAAUGACUCUAAUGGCAAUGCUAUGAUGACCCCAGACAAGCAGGCUUCCAAACUGGCCCAGGGAUCCCCAGCCAUAGCAAGGAUAGCACCACAAAGAGCUCAAAUAAGUUCUCCAAAUCUAAGAACAAGGCCGCCCCCGCGAAGAGAAUCGAGUCUGGGUUUUCAGCUGCCCAAACCACCAGAGCCGCCCUCUGUGGAAGUUGAAUACUACACCAUUGCAGAGUUCCAGUCCUGCAUCUCCGAUGGCAUAAGUUUUCGUGGAGGACAAAAAGCAGAGGUUAUAGAAAAGAAUUCUGGGGGCUGGUGGUAUGUGCAGAUUGGAGAGAAGGAAGGAUGGGCCCCAGCAUCUUACAUUGACAAAAGGAAGAAGCCAAAUUUAAACAGAAGAACCAGUACUCUAACUCGCCCAAAAGUUCCUCCCCCAGCACCUCCCAGUAAGCCAAAAGACUCUGAAGAAGGAACAACUCCUGGAACAGUUUCCUCAGGAGACACCCAGGACUCUCCCCACAAGCUGAAAUAUGAAGAACCUGAGUAUGAUGUGCCUGCCUUUGGCUUUGACUCGGAGUGCGAAGUGAGUGAAAGUCACCAUGAGGACAGCACUCAUGAAAAACGACUGUUUCAGCCCCUCAAGCCCUCUUCCAUGUCAUCGCUUCAGAAAGCAAAGUUCAAAGUAGGAGAGUCUUCGGAAGAUGUUGCUCAUGAAGAGGAGACCAUCUAUGAGAACGAGGGAUUCAGGCGUUACGUGGAAGAAGCUUUGUCUAACAAGGAAUCCAGUGGAGACUCCGAUUCUCAGAAGAGUGCCUCUCUCUCUUUGAUCCGAAAGAAUUCUCCAUGUUUGAGCUCUCCCAAGUCACCACUUGUGAAGCUCAAGACAGAGAAAAAUAUCCAGUCAGAUCUUGGAAAAUGUCAUUAUUCCAGGAGCGAGGAGACAAAACCAAGGUCAGCUUCAGAUGUUGGCUUACGUAGUAUACCAAGAACAGGCAUGAAGAAAGAACCUGGGCAGAGUCCUUCCAUUAAAGCAAAGCCAAUUGUUAGGCCCAAACCCUUUCUGAACAAAGCAGACUCUCAGAGCCAAGAGAAGAUGGAUAUCAGCACUUUAAGGCGUCAGCUGAGGCCAACUGGGCAACUCAGAGGUGGACUUAAAGGUUCAAGAAGUGAAGAGUCUGAGAGCCCUCCACGCACAGCCUCUGAGAAUCAGGAUGAUCCUGUUAGGAGGGGCUCAGCUGAUCUCAUUACAGCCCCUUCCCGUGGCAUUUUCUGCUCUAGCCAUCCAGCCAAACCUGAGCAAGAGAAUUACUCCAGGUGCUUCUAUGUGACCACUGACUCAUACCAGAAGGUACAGGAUUCUGAAAUUUGCUUCCCAGCAGGAGUAGAAGUGGAAGUGCUGGAAAAGCAAGCCAGUGGGUGGUGGUACCUGAAAUACGGAGACGUGGAAGGCUGGGCUCCUUCCCACUAUCUGGCUGUCCCUGAUAGCCAGCAAGAACCCACAUCGGCUGAGACCGAUGCCUCAUUUGCCAGGAACAGGAAAAACGAAAAUAAGUCCAACAGCUUGGAGAAGAUAGAGAAGAGGGUUCAAGCUUUGAACAGCAUCAACCAGAGCAAACGUGCAACGCCACCCAUCCCAAGCAAACCUCCUGGCGGUUUCUCAAAACCCUCAGGGGCAGUCAAAAUGAGGAACGGUGUGAGGCAACUUGCCGUCCGUCCGCAGUCAGUCUUUGUGUCUCCACCACCAAAGGACAACAAUCUGUCGUGCUCCUUGCGCAGAAACGAGUCUUUAACGGCCACAGAUCACCUGAGGACCGUCCGUCGAAAUUCCUCCUUCAGCAACGCGUGGUCACAGCCCGGUGAUGUGAAGGGAAAGCAGCCUGAGCGUUCAGGCACAGAGGGCUCAGAGACCACCUCCAACCUCCCUACACAGAGGAAUGGUAUUCCUGUGUCCACAGUCAGACCAAAGCCCAUUGAGAAAUCCCAGUUCAUCCACAACAAUCUCAAGGACAUCUAUGUUUCCAUUGCAGACUAUGAAGGGGAUGAGGAGACUGCAGGGUUUCAGGAAGGUGUCUGCAUGGAGGUCCUCGAAAGGAACCCGAAUGGCUGGUGGUACUGCCAGAUCAUGAGUGGUGUGAAGCCAUUCAAAGGCUGGGUGCCCUCAAAUUACCUGGAGAAAAAGAACUAAUAUUGCAAUAUCUUUAACCUCCCUAAUUUAUACUGUUCCUGCUGUGUACAUGUGGAAAAAAAAGAACAACCAAACAACAAAAAACAAUUGCUGCACAAAAAGACGUUUCCCUGUGCUCUGGUUUGUACAGAGGGACAAAGGAGUCUAUGCUGAGGACAAAUCUGCAGUGUUCUGGAGAGGUUUGUGGGGUUGAUGUGUGCUGAGGAACUAUGAGGAAGGUGCAGCAUAGUCAAAUGCCUUUUUGUGAAGCUGUUAAUGAUGUUGUAUGUGUAACAGGGUAUAACAUCCCACCUUUCCCAUCGCUGAUAGGAAACCAAACGUGUGCCUUUUGUGGGAGAGAAGUGCACCUGCAUCUUCCUGGGGAGUUUUGUGCCAAACUCUGUUUUACAGUCGUGACUCCCUUUCUUGUCAUUCUGGUCCGUACCUGGACUACCCAGGAGUUUUGAAUGCAUUUCUGCAACUCAAUGAGAAGCAAAAUGGAAGUUUCUGAAACGCAGAGGGACUCUAAUUCUUUGGAGAAGUUCAGGGGUUUUAUACUCUUUGCAACAGUUGGCUGGUCAAGAGUUGGAGCCUUCUCAUCAUGGAGAAAUGUGGGUUCUGACUUCAGCUGUGUUUUGUUGUUACUGGUAACACCAGAAAAGGCAAUCAGGUGGUAUUGGCUGGAGGCUUUUUGUUUCCUUUCCUUCUGUUUUGUUCUUCAAGUUGGAAUUUCAGGUGUUCAAAGGCAGCGAUGCCUACUGGUGCUUGUGAAAACAAACCUACCAACCCCGUGCUUAAGCACAUUGGUUACCUUCCAGGCUCGGUGUUCAGUUCUGUGCCUGACUCCUGCCAGGUGAACCUGGUUGAUUCUCUUCCCAGGGUUGGGUUUCUCAAAAAUGUUAUAAUUAUAUCAAAAUGUACAAAAGUCCCUUAAGACACUAAGGGUGAAGCUGUCAAACGUGUCACAUACGGUUUUGCCAUCUGAUCUGAAUCCAAGUGUGCUGACUGCUGGCAGGGCCCACCAAGGCAUUGGUCAGAAACAGCAGUAACCUUCUGCAACAUCGCUGUUUACAACGUGGGGGGGAAGCCAUCAAACUCAGUCUGCACAUCCUUAAUUUGUAUAUUUUGGGGGAAUUGGUUUUCUGUGUUUUGAUUUUUGUCUUUUCUGUGCAUUCUGGGUUUACUACUAUUUCUUUCUCCUUUUUUUUUUAAUUUUCCUUGACUUGUUUUACUAAAAAAAAACAAACAAACCCACACUUAAAACUGAAGUAGGAGUCAAAUAUGUGUUUCUGUUCCCACUUGAAUCCAGAAAGUACAUUUGUCCUGGAAAAGUAUGCCUCUGGCUCAAGAGAUUUGUUAUCAAAGCAAUUAGGUCUACAGUGAGUGCAUCUAACCUGGAAGCUGCCUCUUCUAAUGCUGUUUCUGUUUGCCUUUCUGGACUCAUGAUUGGAAGUAUGACACAUGGUGGGAAGAGGUAUCCAUUGGAAAAAGCUAGGAAUAUGGAGUUACUGGUGAGGUAGCCAACUCUUGUACUGUAAACAUCAUUGGCUAAAUCUCUACUGUACACAAGGAAGUCGUGGGGUUUUUUAAUGGCCUUGUUAAUCACUCUCUAUCUAGUUCCUUUGAGUUUUAGGCAGCAUUGUAAAUCUGAUUUUAGGAGGAGGGGCCAGGCCAUUUCACUACUGGUUUACACAAAAUGGUAACACAGCCUUUUUUUCCAAUGGAGUUUCACACUGAUUUGGCUUACAAGGUAAAGGUUAUGGAGGCUUUAAAAUCCUGGGUAAAACAGCAUAACAAUGUCAUGUGUUACUGGGGAUGUUUCUCUGCCAAGAAAAGAAAAUUACACAAUUUACACAUUGUUAUUGUCUUGUCUUCUUCUUCUUCCUCUUCUUCUUCUUCUUUUUGAUUUUUUUCUUGUUUGUUUGAUGGGGGGGGGGGGGGGUCGUGGGAGGGUUUUAUUUGGGUUUGUUUGUUACGAUUUAGGGUUUUAUUGAUUUCUAUGGUAACACUGAGGGAGCUGCUUACAGCUAGCCUGACUGAUACCCUUUUGCUAGCUGAAACGACAUCCAGGGGCCACAACUAGCUACAAACAGUUCUGUGGUUCAAGCAGCUCUCUGCAUCCAAGUGGGGAGGGAGGCUGUUUGGUUGGGAUCCCUUUAAAUUGUGGUGGCAGGAGAAGGAGGUAUAUCAGCACAACUGCUUCUAUCGCAAUGUGCAGGGUCCCCUUUGUACCUUAAUGUCUUACCAUAUAACAUAUAUAUAUGCUUAGAUCCAGUUAGCUCCAUCUUGCUGGAUGUGCCUCGGAGGCGUUGUGGCCCUGUCACUCAUGCUUCUCCCCAUUUUUAGUUGUACUAAUAUGGUAGCAGCCAUAAAAGACUGCUGGAGCUGUUGUGAGAUUAUAAUAGAAGUGUUAUAUUCUUCUGCUGGACAGUAUUAAAUAGAGCAAUACAUAGAGUUAUCUGCUAGAUUGCAGUACUAAUAGUAGUGAUUUAGUGACUCGUAUCCAUGUUGUUAUGGUUUUAUUUCAACAAUAAUGAUGCGGAAGUGGUUCAUUAUUUUGAAUUAGUGCACUUUAACAAUAAACCCAAAAUGGAAGCCAAUGCAGAGAACCAAGUGCAUUAUUUAAAGGUGCAGUAUAUAAUUAUCAUUUUCUUGAAGCACAUAUUUAUUAAUAAUUAACUUAUUAUUUAAAAUAGUUUUGUUUUUAAAGACAUUCCCACUAGGUCAUCUCUUUGGGGGGAUGUAAAAAGCACAGUUCCCAGAUCUUCUGCAUUGAGCCACUGAAUUCUCCAAGUACGGUGCAGUGUGAUGUGAUCCCUUACCCAGGGAGAGGGAAUCAGCAGGCAGAUGGGAGAGCUUGAACUACUAGAAGUAUUCACACUUACAUCCAGCAAAACCGAGCCCAGAGCACCUCUGAACUGCUGGAGUCCUUGCAGGGUUUGGGGUAGCAAAGCCCUUUUUGGCAGACAGUUGUGGUGCCUGGCUGUUGUGUGCCUUGCAUGAGGCUGGUCCCUGGUAGAUGUAGGCUCGACACAAGGCUCAAGUUAGUGUGAAGGCUUCAGGAUCUGCCUGUGAAACACAGGCCAGCUCUGUAACAACAGCCAUCAGCCUGUGCCACCGCUCCCUUGCCGUCUUGUUGGCUCACUUCAAGUCUGGCUUUUGUAGGGAGGUGUUUUUUGCUGUGCAGGGGAUGAUGCAGUGUGAGGAUGUCUGCUGUACUGCUAAGGUUUUCUCAAGCAGCAGCUCAGUGUCCUAUGGCUCAGUUUCUCCUCUAGCCUGUCUCAAAGGCUUCAUGGUCCCCCAAGUAGAGGUCAAAGCCUGUAGACAGGCUCAUGGUCUAUCUCCUCCCACUGCCCUCAACUGCACCAGCAAAAAACCAGGGGGUGUAAAUGAGCUACUCGAUGCUAGAAAUGUAUGUGGGCCACAGCCUGGCACAUAGGACUUGCCACCUGUUGGGAACGCCUAAGUUUGGGCUUCACUUUAUUUGGUGGCUAGUUUAACUGCUUGUGUUUUAAAGGGCAAUUUUAAAGCAAAUAUUCCCAGUGCAGAUUUUCUGCCCCACCCCUCCCCACUUUACCAUUGUCACAGCAUCUCUCACUAAUCUCUCUUUUGAUUGUUUCAUCCGAGAGAUCAGGAAAAUAAUUGGGUUUUCCAUUAGCAAGCAGCUAGUUUUGGUCAGCUCCACUGACGCCCAAAAUAGCAAGUCCUUUCUACUGUUAGCAGAGAAACAGAGCCUUAAGCUAAAGCAGAAAAGCUGACUGCAGGGCAGCAAAGCCUGGCAGGGUGCUUCAGAGGGCAGUGUAAUGCUAGAAGUGUUUUAGCUCUUUUCUAAAAUGUUGAUGUCGCCUUAAGCUUUGUUUACUAAAUUUGUCAGAACUGACACUGGAUCAAGAGCAAUAUUUAAGUGUAACGUACACCUCAGUGAACACUCGAUGCAGAAAUCAAUAGUACUGUUUAAAUUGAAUCUUUUUCUGGUUUAUUUUUGAACCAGAUUAAGAGGAAGAGCUCUGCAGGGCUUGGGCAAAGCCAUUUGCAGCUGAAGGAGGCCCUCCUCCGGGGGGGGGAGCCGGCUGCUGGCACCGCAGUGCUCUCGCCCACUGUCCGUGCUUUACCAAAACUCUUGAAUUUGGACCAGCAGAAAAAUCCAAACUUCAGUGCCAGAGAACAAAAAAGUGAAGAAUGUGAAAAUUGUGUCUUGCUGUAUACUGCAACUUUAAUAAUAAUGAGCACUUCUGAGUUCGUUAUUGAGGUUUAUAUAAUGCCUGAAAAGUUUAAUCGCUAAGCUUCUCUUGUCUCCCCUUUCAAAACACUUCCCCAUAACGCCAAGAGUAAUUAAUUCCUUCCUGGCUUAGCAGCCCUUCCCUAUGGGAGGCAACUCCUAUUCGUUGUUUUAGCUCUUGCACCUUGCAGCAGGUGGGGGUAGUCAUCCAUUGCAAGCCAGACUUCUCAAGAGAAAAGAUGCGCUGGGUGCCUGGCAAGAGACUUCAAUGAUAUGUCCACAGGAAUUUUUACAGUAGUAGCAAACACAAAAUAAUGAAAGAAUGAAAUUGGCUCACAGACUCUUAAAAACAGAUUUUUCACCUCUGCCUGGGCAUAACUAACAAAUGGAUUUGGCUGUGGUGGAUGCACACCCCACAGCCUUUCUUGACGCUAUCAAGUUUGACGAAGGCAUUAUAUAAUUGUUUUCAUCACUUUCAGAUCUUAACGAAUCGUAUCGUAUUGUAACCUAUAUUCGUUGCUUUCCUCAGUUAGAAACAAACAAACAAACAACAACAAAAAAAAGUUACUGCUUUUAUCUUAUAUGGAAAGAAGGGAAUUUGAUAAAGCAUUCAUUAUUUUCAUAUUACUAGUAUUAACAGAAUAGAGCUAGUACUAUUUAAUGUUAGAUCUUCAUAGAUAGCUUGUUAAUAACUCAUAUUUUCCUGUGUUGUAUCCUGCUAUUUUUUUCCUGUUUUUUUUUUUCCCAAAUACUCUACAGUCUUGAGGGAAAAAAAAAAAAAAACACACAAAAAACAAAUCCAGUGAGUGGAUAAGUGCAAUAUUCAUAGAAUAAACAGGCCCCUCAUCCAGGACUUGGAGUGGAACGUGCAGUGUGAAACAUUUGCAAUUCUCUAUUCGUGCACUCAGAAGGGGAAAGGGACAUGCAGGAGAGGGGGUGGCUGGAUGAAAACAGGACCCUUAGGCAGGUAGGGACUGAUGGCUGGGGUGGUUUGGGGUGGGAAUGAGUGGGGUUUUUUGCAUUUAAAAAAAAACCAGACAGACCAACAUCACCAGUUAUGGAAAAUGUAAGGAUUGUGCAGCAUGCUGCCAGAAUGACGUGUAGAAUGUGCAUUAACAUCCUUAUCCAUGCAGGACUUCUGAGCUAUAAUUGAAACGCUCUGGUUGUCGUCCAUGCACAAUACUGUUUUCUGUAUGUCUUUGCUGCUUGUGUCCUCUGUUAUGCAUCUGAAUUGGUGAUAACCUCAGGAGGGAAAAUAAUUCUGCUGGUGCAGUCCUAACUUUUGAUACUGUAUUGUUCCUUGUAUUUAUUGCAAGAGCCAUGGGAAUAUUUUUACAGGUCCUUAUUUCUUUUCUUUCCUUAUUGCUAACCUAAUCAAAAAAAAGUCCACGUUUUAUUUGGAUUAGUUCUCACCUGCAGAAUUUCAUAGCUGUUAUUUUUACAGAUUCUUAUUUCUUUUCUUUCCCUAUUGCUAACCUAAUUAAAAAAAAAAAAAAAGUCCAUGUUUUAUCUGGAUUAGUUCUCACCUGCAGAAUUUCACAGCUGAUUUGGAUGUUCAUUUGGUAUUUCUCAGCUUGCUAAGGCUGAUGUCUCGGGUCUGAAAUAAAGUUGGAUGGGGACCUUUCAGGGGCUUUGCCACCCUCCAUGACAAAACUGCUCUUUGAAAAAGGUUUUGUCUUAAAUCUCAUUUAAAUGGAAGGAGACCUUCCAUCUGUUCAAAAUAAUGUGACUUUCCAGGUAGCAGUAAUGUCUACUACCUUUAAAAACUGGACUGUUUUGUAAGAUGCAAGAGAAAUGUGAAAGCCAGAGCUUUUGAUUCUCUGAGCUCUGGGAAGUACAUCUUCUGUGGCUCUAGUUCAUGUCUCUGAGGAAGACAUGCUAUUGACAUGCCAUUUUCCUGCUAUUCCUAAUUUUGUCAAUCAGGCCUUGAUAUUACCCAGAGACCUCUGCAUCAGACAAAAAAAACCCUGAAUUCUGCAGCUGUACUUAAAUAGUGUCAGUUAUGUGAUUUUGGAAACCCUCCAAUACUUAACAAAUUAUCUUGGUUUUGAGGAGCCAGCUUAAUUCUUUCACAAGCUCUUGCCUAAACUGACAAGAAGGCUACAAGCAUCAGCAGAGUUAAGCUGGCAGAAGACCCACAGUGGAGCAAAGUGUGCUGUGGGUGCUUGGCAUGGGCCUUUCUCCUCUGCAAAAGCAAGCAUGAUGCUCUCAGUUUCUACACCUUUAAAGGAUGCACAGGACCACUGUGUCUCGGUGCUGCCACGCCACUAUUCCCACUUCCCUGCAGGUCUUGCAGCUUUUAAAACUCAACUGGAGCUUUGCUGCUAUUUGCUGGUGACUUCCCAUCACCAGUGGCUCCUUCCCUAGCAACUUCAGAUGCUAUUUAGCCAUGUCCCAGCAUGCUGUGUAGAAGUGCAGUGUUUGAUAGCUGCCAACAGCACAAUAGGAUGGUCUGAGAACAUGGUUGUCUAAGUUAUUUUGUCUUCAUUUGCUUUAGUUGCUUGACAGAAACAGGAACCAGCAAUGUGGUGAUGCAUGAGGGAUGUGGCUGCACCCUCAAACCAUUUGAUGGCAUCUGCUAGCUCAGCCCAAUGCUUGUAUUUCUCUUUCUGUCUGUCUGUGUUGCUCCGUAGUCAUGUCUGUCGUGUGUGUCUGUGAUUCUCAAAGUACUGUAUGUAGGGAUAGAUCCAUAAGCCCCCACAGUCAGCUAAUUUGGGGUUGGGAUGUAGGUUGCCAUUGCUGCUUUUCCUUCUCCCAGCUCCUUAACUCCUCCCCGCCUCCUUAGACCCAACUUGAAGUAAAGCACAGAUGUCUGUAAAAAGUCACCCAUAACUCUAGUUUGGGGUGUCAGGUUUGUGGGGUGUGCAUGUAUUGCCAAGGGUGGAAUGAGGGGAUCUUUUUCCUAGGGUGCCCUCACAUCAGGGCUGGGGCUCUGCAGUGACUCUUGGAGUAAAAGCCAUGCCGCACCGUGUGCGGACCUGACUAACAGAGGCAGAACAAGUUAGUUUCCCCAUUUUAUUAUGUCAGGGCUGGGCUGGUCCCAUCAAUACUGUUCUUCAUUUGUUCUUGCAUCAAGGUAGUGUUAAUUCUAGUUGGAGAGUGCAAUUUUUUUUUUGUUUUGUUUUGUGUUUAUUAAAAAAAAAAAAAAAGACCAAAACCAAAUAAAUUUGGUUGAAAGCUUCACACUGGCAUUUUACAGACCUGUUCUUGUCAGCAUCAGCCACUACCGUCCUGAGUUGAGAUUCCUGUUUGUUACUCAAUUAAAGUAAUGGGAAUUACAUGGUUAAUUUGGAAAUGAAUGAGAUGUAACUCCAUUGGCAGGGGGGAAAUGGAUAAAAAAAACAAGGACAAAAGAUGUUUUAAGAAGGCUAUGAAUUACUUUGACACUGCAGGUGUUUUCUCUGCUUAAAUGGUUUUAAUACAUCACUGCUCUGUGUUAGAAUUUUUCUUUGUUAAGGGAAGUUGGGGCUUCACUCCACGAUAUACUAUGGCAAUCUAUAUCCUGAAGCCAAUGAUCCACCACAGGAAGACAAAUGUGGAUUAUGUGUUUCUUGUAGUUGAGGCAGUUUGUGUCUGGGAGGUUCAGCUGAUGAAGUAGGCGGCGGUGGCCGUUGCGAAUCUGUCUGCAUUGGCCUUCUGUGAAACAGCCCUGUGCUGGUGGCACUUCUGGGAACAUGUUUGGACCUUUUCCUGAUGCUCAGGGUUAUUUGGUUACAAUGGUACCUGUCUUUCUUGGUCCCUGCUUGGAGCACAGAGGAGAGGAAGAAUCACUUGGCACUGUAGGAGAUUUUUUUUUUUUCACUAUAACAUUUAAUGUUAAAAAGUGUUAAAAUGUAUGUGUUGGGCUUCUCCAGAUACUCCCCUUCAAAGCUAUGUAUUUGAUGUCUGAAAUUUAAGCAUGGCAGCUUUCUCUGUGCAAACAGUUCUGUGGUUUGAGAGCUUGUUCUUGAACUACUUCUGGGUCACCACAAAAUCUAACAAUUGACCUUUUGGAGGGUUAAACUGAGGGGGCAUCAAAUGUUGUUCUGACUCUAGGUCUCCCCUGCAUUUGGUUUGUUUCUGUCUCCUAGAAGCAGGACAGAAGAGAGUAGUGCAGUCACUGGAACUUAGCCUGUAACAAUUAGUGAACCAGAAUAGUAAAAAAGGAACUAAAAAUAAACCUGGUGGGGCUUUUUUUUAGACAUUAAAUAUUGCAGCGAGUGAGUGACUUAACUGUUUCCUGCCUUGCGUUUUCCUGGUGAGGCAGGGAGUUGUAGUUGUUUCCAGUCUCAAGCAAGUUUUGCCUUGUAAGUAUGCUGACUAAGCUUGCUGAAAAGGCUCGGUUGUUACUCGUGGCGACUUGGAACCAUCCAGCCUUGCAAGUCCAAGUGUGUGCAGCGUUACAAUGACUUUUUUGUGCUGACUAUUCGUGGAGGCAACAGUGUGCAGAGUAGGUGCAUUUCUGCUGUCUGGCUAAUGUCACACUGCAUCGGUGCUGGUCCUCUAUUGCAGAUUUAGUUGCAGGUAGCAGUGCUGCUUGCAGUGUUUGAGGAGAAUGAAGCGGAUGAUCCUCCUCAGUUAAGACUCAGCAAUCACAUUUUGUGCUAGGAGAAGUCCUGCCCUCCAUUUGAUUGCUGCUUAGGCUAAAGUUUGGAUGCAGAUAAGGCAAGGUGGGUGGCACUGAAAGCUACUCAGCUGGCUGGUGUACAUCUGUAGCUUUUUCUGAAGCCAUUAAUUAGCCCAAAGGAUCUCUGGAAGCGGUGGCUAGUCAGUUACUUAUUGCUGAAUAAAAGCUGAAAUGGCUGUGAGCAGUUGUUAGCAAAGCAAUUGCAGGUGUCUGGAAAGUUUUGCUGUCCCAGAUUUGUAUUCAGGAAGGGGGGAAUGGGAGGGAGAGGGGCAGGAAUCAGUCUAGGCCUGGUCAAAGUGAGGUUUUGCAGUGGCUUUCCUGGAUGGUUGAUGGUGUUGAUGAGGCUGCUAGGAGCUGUUGUCAUUUCUGUGUUGGUGUAACGCUCUGUUUUGUAGUAGUCGGGUGAUGGGAACGUACCUGGUGGGAGCUUGGGAGAGUAUGUCGGUGACCAGAGGUAGAGAAAUGUGUGGCUGGUCUUAGUGUGUGUAGUCAAGUUGGUGACUUUUGGUUGGUUGGCUUUGUUUUUUUCAGUUGUUAACGUGGGAACUUUUCUGUUUUGCUUAGGAAAAAAGUCUUGACGUUGGUGUGGUUUCUGUUGCAGUGUAUGUGAGAAGGAAUAACUGAGAGGUUUUUUUGCUGUUUUUCAAGAGAGUUUAUAGGCAGGAUUCCAUUCAGUUUGGUUUGGGUUGCAAUAAGAGAGGAAGAAAUUGGGUCUGGGGAAACCCUUUUUUUGUGGUAACAGCUUUGGACAGUAUUUUUCUUGUGGCUUGUGAGCCAGCUUCACUGAAGGUAGUGGAGUGAAUAUUGUUCAUCAUGCAGAUGUUGGAGCUUUUGGCCACGUAUUGAUUCUUUUCAGCUGAUAGAUAUUUUGACAUUUUUGGCAUCACUUCUUAGCACAGCUACAGCAAAUGUGACCUAGAGACAGAAGUAGUAAUUACAGCCUCAUGCCAAUGCAAGUGCAGGUUUUGUUUAAUGAGCUCAAGUGGGUGACCUGUUGGAUAAAACUGUUUGUACAGUGAACAGCUUCUGGUCCAGAUGUGUUUGGGUCUCUGAGAUGUUUUCCUAGAAAAGGAAAUUGUAUAUGUGAUUGGAAAUUUUGCCUUUCUCAGUCAUCCCAGUAGAAUUGAAACCCAGAAAAAUUACUAUUUUUUUGUUUAAACUCCCACUUAUCAGUACAUUUUGCUAUUGAUGGCAAAAGGUAUUGUUAAUUGAGGGGUCUGUCUGAACUGGCACAAAACAAGACCUUUUCGUGAGUGCUCCCUGAGACUACAAGCAAAUAUGAUAGAUUCGAUGUAGAUUAGAGCACCAGUUAACAAAUGUCAGUAACUUCUCUAUGAGCCAACACAAAAGAUGCAUUAUCAGUGGGGAAAACAGCUCUGCUUAUUGCCAAGUGACCCAGUGGAAACACCCCUCAAGCUUUAGCACAGAUAAGCUGAAGAUGUGAUAAUUUAGGUGAUGCAUGCAGCGGUACUGUGGGCUUGGUUCCAGUUCUGUCCCAGGGAGAAUGAAUGACACCAUCAUAGAAUAAUGUUUCCAUUUGUUGUGGGUUUGACAGUGGUGGGGUUGCACAGUUGUGCAAAGCAUCCCCCUAAACCUGACUUACAGGGCUUGCUUGGCUAUUGUGCCCACUCCAGAACGGGUCCUCAUGGUUAUAUCAUAGGCCAAAUGCAGUAAAUGCGGGGUUGGAUAUCAUCACAUCAGCCUGUGUCUGCUCAUGGCACAGGCAUGGCUGCCUUGGUCGCAGGGUUUUGCUGCUCUGAGUGGGACAGGGGCUGCAAGGGAAGUGCUGCACUCUUCUCUGUGACUCCAUGCCACGCCCAGCUGCUUGCUCGGAGAACUGCAAAGCGAUACAAAGCAAUCAAGCAGUGAGGGAAACACAAACAUUCGUUUGGAGUGUUUUAAUCAUGUCUGCGUCUGUAAAGGUGAAAAUUCUGUGCGGGUCUCUUAACAUGACAUAGGAAAUGCAAAGUAGAUCUCGGUAUUUCUCUAUAGGCAUCUGUUAGAACUGGUGUUGUCUUGGAAUUGAAUUGCAUUUAAUAAUGGUUAAUUAGGAUUUCUCAGAAAUGCCUGGAGGAGAAGACAGAUUGUGUUCUGGGGACUCAUAGAGUAUGGAGAUGCACUAAAUGUAAAACAUUGCCAGGUGCUUUAUUAACUUAAUUUUUCUCCUAGGAUCGUAGCAGAUCCUUGUGACAGUCUCUGGGCCCAUACUAGUGCUGGGGCACAACAGCUGGCUAGUGAUGCCUCUCUGCAAAAAUACAUAGCCAUGCAUCUGGGGUGUGUGUGUGUGUGUUGGAAAAGAUGAGCAUUAAAAGGGCCUGGAGUAAAAUUAAGUUUGAUGAAAAUGCUCUGCUGUGCAUGUUUCAGAUAUGUGAAAUGACUUGCAUUUAGGCAACAUCAGCUCCUUCCAGACAGCUGCCAGCACACACCCUGGCAGCACACAAGUGAUGCAGCCUCUGCCACAUUUUAGAGGGUGACAGAUGCCAGUCAAUAGGAACGUUCAGGAUGCACGUUGUCUCUGCCCUUACUAUUCUUCAGCCACGUCUGAAGUCAGAGCUCUGCAAGGCCAAUGCAGGAUUAGACCCUUGGCCAUGUCUCACAGGGCUCUGCCAAGUGGUGCUGUGCACUGCUGCAGAGUGAUGAUGCUCUCCUCUCUGUGUGUGCAGGACCUGAGGGAGGUUGUGAGGGGCUGACAGAGCUUGAGGGCUGUUUUCUCAGAGUUAAUACAAGUUCUUGCAACAGGAACCUCUGAUGUGUCCAAAGACUAAGGCAGAAAGGGCUUGCUACACAGACUGUAUCUGUCAUCUCCCAGUUAACUGAUUGCUUGGACCAAAGGUGGUGCUAAAUUCGAUCUUUGUCUCUAGUAUUUAUAUUUUGUUGGACUUUCUAAAAGUGUUUAAUAAAAACAGAUGCAGUGUCCUCUAUUACAUGAGAAAUUCAGUCCCAGCUUGGGACAUGGCAAAACUCAACCUUUAGAGUCCAGAAUCGUUGCUUGGUAACAUUGGAGCAGGCUUGCAGUGUUGUGGUGGGAGGUGGGAAAAGGGUACUCUAGCUUCAAAUGCUUGCAGACUGUAAGAAUUGACUUGUGAUUUUUGUUGUUGUUGUUGGGUUUUGUUGGUAUUUUGUUUACAUUGCCUCAUGCUCUAAAGAAAAAUAAAAUUUUUGACCUUUUUAA
This is a messenger RNA of Pogoniulus pusillus (Red-fronted tinkerbird), 15394 nucleotides long. It is a transcript of the gene SH3PXD2A, whose product is annotated as SH3 and PX domains 2A. NCBI's taxonomy places the organism in Eukaryota, Metazoa, Chordata, Aves, Piciformes, Lybiidae. The coding region runs from base 95 to 3418 and encodes 1107 amino acids. The record is from RefSeq and is a predicted model, not a curated record. The transcript is spliced from 15 exons. Gene Ontology annotation, molecular function: superoxide-generating NADPH oxidase activator activity; protein binding; phosphatidylinositol binding. Gene Ontology annotation, cellular component: cytoplasm. Gene Ontology annotation, biological process: superoxide anion generation.